AUGCAUCUCGAACUGGUUCUCGUGGGUCUCGCCGCCCUUACGGCAGCUAUGCCACUCGAUAAGAGGGGUGACGACUCCGCGAAUCAAGCCCAAGAUAUCAACUACAAGGAAUACGCCGGCUACCGCCCGUACUAUCAGUACGGAGAUUAUUCUUCACCAGCCGAAGCAGAGGCAGCGAAGAUGCAGCAAGCGUACGCUCAGUACGAAGAUUAUUCUUCACCGGCCGAAGCAGAGGCAGCGAAGAUGCAGCAAGAAUCAGCGGCCACGAACAUGAAGCGCGACGAACCCUUAUCCAAACAGGAGGUGUACGAUAAGUACGACAAGUACGAGACCUACGGCGUCUACUACGAGAAUUACAAUCCGUACCCUGCUUCUGUAGAAGCCGAAGCCGCGAAGAUGAACGCCAAGAUUGAAAAGCGCCAUAUCGUGGAUAUGCCCAAGGAUAUGAUGGAUCAAAUGGCCAACAGCGAGAAGCGUGAUGAGCCUAAGGAGGUUCAGGCUGCAGGGGACUCUUGGUACCAGUCUUACAUGUAA
Molecule: messenger RNA, 534 nt
Organism: Alternaria triticimaculans
Lineage: Eukaryota; Fungi; Ascomycota; Dothideomycetes; Pleosporales; Pleosporaceae
Exons: 2
Coding region: 1-534 (177 amino acids)
Source: RefSeq, a predicted model, not a curated record